AUGGCGGCGGCCAGAGAACCCAGCCAGGCCCAGGCACCGGCGGACACGCAGAGCAGAAGCACGGCCACCACCAGGAAACACCGGACAGCAGACAAGCCCAGGCAGCACAAGAAGGACUCCAGCAUCUCCUCGCUCACCGGCAUCGGGCUGUCCUCCAUCGGCUUCCUCGUCAACUCCGCCGCCAGCCUCGCCCAUCCCAACCCAACCAGCAGCAGCCAUCCAGCCAUGAACUUCUCAGCCACCAACAAGCCCGUCAUCCGCCACAUCACCUCCUCAUCCACCCUGGCAUCCAUCAGCAACAACCAGAGCCUGCUCUCGCUCCCAAAACCGGACCCCAACGCCACCCCAGCCGAAACAACCGGCCACAACCUCAGCGGACUCAUCCUCAAACCGGGCGACGUCUGGAGCCAGGUCAUCCUGCGAGUCAUCCCACUCUUUAACGGUGAAGGACACAAAGGAUUCAUCGAGGACCUCAACGACUUUGUCUCGCAGCAUAUCCACAAGACAAUCGCAGACUCGCCCUCGAAAUCAAUCAUCAAACUGCAUGCGGACAUCACCCAACUCCUCGCAAACGGCGUCAUGAUCCUCAACAACAAACUGCAGCCAGACCAACUCUCCGACGAACGCCUCCUCGUCCGAGUCUUCGAAGUCUGGCACUUCUUCUUCACCGGCGUCCUACCCUAUCUCGAGGCCAUCUUCCUGCCCCUCAUGUCCGACGAAAACCUGCUGAAUAUGAUCGAAAGCAAAAACAACAAAGUCCUCCAGGAACGGCUCCAGCAGCAGCACCUCCUCCAACAAGCUACCACCAAUGCAAGCCUCUUCAGCUCCACCUCCAGCUCACUCCUCUUCCGCCAAUCCAACCGAGCCCAUCCCCCCACCUCCCAACCACCCAAGAACCGCUCAACCGGCUCGCCCAACCCUCGCACAGACCAUCAGGACGUCAUCCAAGGCAUCGAUAUCCGCAGACUCGCACUCAUCGCCUUCCGUGAACACCUCAUCGCACCCAUCCACCCACGCCUCUACAAACUCUUCGCCAUCCUCUACGACCCAACCGCCUGCCCACCAUCCUCCCUCCCAGCCCUAGCCAUCGGCCCCCACUCCUCCGAACACAUGCAUCUCAAACGCCUCCAGAUGGUCGGACUACUCUGCUCAGUCCAAACCGAUGAUGCCAGGCAGUCGAUGAUGGCCGAGUUCAGCAAGCUGAUCCGGCUGAAAAAGGCCAACCCAGACCUGCUCCUCAAACUAUCAUCCAACAACACCAUCCGAAAUAUCCCUCCGCGAACGGCCAGCGCCAACCCGAAUAACGCAGCAGCCAGUCCAGAAGAAUAUGAUGACGACCGACCGUUGGUGAACCUCUUGGACGAUGAGGGCGACGCACAACAUAUCAAAGGAUGGAACAAGAACCGCGACUUUGCUCGCCGGAGUAUCAGGCGUCAGCUCGGAAGGAACGGCUCAGCGAUCCGGCGGAUGAGCCGGGCGAAUAACGACGAGAACUUCGUCCAGCAGCCCGCGGUGCCCACCCACUCGAUGAGGCGGCCGGAGAGGGUCCAGCGGAACCGGGCCAUCCAUCUCCCCCCCUCUGUGCCCCGGAACCUGAUGGAGGAAGGCACGCCGGACUCCUCGCCCGCCUAUCCGAACGGCUCUCCCCCGCGCGCUACCACGCCCCCCACGACGACCGCCACGUUCUGGAGCCAGUCGGCUGGGCGCGAAAGCCUGGACGACGACGAGCAGCCGCUCGAGUACCUCUCCGACCGCGUCCAUCCCUACCACUACUCGCAGCCAGACUUCAAAGAGUCCGGCCAGCGCAGCCGGGCCCAGUACGGGGGGACCUUCAAGACCGGCUCGGCCUCCUCCAACGGCUCCGCCCUCUCCGUCCUCUUACCCCCUCCCACUACCGCCCCCGCCACCGCUGGCCACUCCUCGCGCGGCCACACCCUCCCGGCCUCCAGCACCGCGCCCACCACCAAGGCCGACGAGCUCGACGGCAGCUCCCAGCACGACGCCCAUCCCGCCUCCAAGCUCGCAUCCUCCAUCCACAUCGAGCCCCUCAAGCUCUCCCAUUACCGCUCCCGCUCCUCGUCGAACCUUUCCAAAGACUCCCCCAGCCAUCAGGCCAGGCCCGUUGAAACUUGA
This is a messenger RNA of Puccinia triticina, 2133 nucleotides long. RefSeq lists its product as uncharacterized. NCBI's taxonomy places the organism in Eukaryota, Fungi, Basidiomycota, Pucciniomycetes, Pucciniales, Pucciniaceae. Gene Ontology annotation, biological process: TORC2 signaling. The record is from RefSeq and is a predicted model, not a curated record. The transcript is spliced from 6 exons. The coding region runs from base 1 to 2133 and encodes 710 amino acids. Gene Ontology annotation, cellular component: TORC2 complex.